Messenger RNA from Sceloporus undulatus (fence lizard), 14019 nucleotides. It is a transcript of the gene APOB, whose product is annotated as apolipoprotein B. NCBI's taxonomy places the organism in Eukaryota, Metazoa, Chordata, Lepidosauria, Squamata, Phrynosomatidae. Gene Ontology annotation, molecular function: low-density lipoprotein particle receptor binding; cholesterol transfer activity. Gene Ontology annotation, biological process: lipoprotein transport; triglyceride mobilization; cholesterol transport. The record is from RefSeq and is a predicted model, not a curated record. Gene Ontology annotation, cellular component: low-density lipoprotein particle; very-low-density lipoprotein particle; mature chylomicron.
CUCAGUCUCUCUUUGACAUUGAAUGAGGAAAGGAGGAGAGGGCAGAGCAGGCAAAGGGUACCCUUGCUCAACAUGGGCCCCUCGCAGCUUUGGCUGCUCCUGCUGCUGAGUAGUGGUGCCUGGACACAAGACGAUGGUGCUGAAAAUACAAAUCCGCUUUGUUCAAGAGACACAGCCAGGUUUAAGCAUCUCAGAAAAUAUGUCUAUCACUAUGAAGCAGAAACCACAAGUGGGGUGACAGGAACAGCAGAUACACGCACUGGCUCCAAAAUUGUCUGCAAGGUUGAGUUGGAAGUCCCUCAGCUAUGCAAUUUCAACCUAAAGACAAGCCACUGUACCCUCCGAGAGGUGUCUGGGAUAAAUCCUGAGGGAGAGACCUUACUGAAGAAAUCACGGAGCUCAGAUGACUUUGCCAUGGCCAUGUCCAAAUAUGAGCUGAAAUUCAGUCUUAAGGAUGGGAAUAAAGUCCAACUGUAUCCUGAAGAUGAUGAACCUACACACAUCCUCAACAUCAAAAGAGGCAUCAUCUCUGCUCUUAUAGUGCCAACAGAGACAGAAGUGGAUGCCCAGACAUUAACUAUGGAUACUGUGUAUGGAAAAUGUGAGAGUGAAGUUGAAGCCAAAAACAGAAAGAGUGGUUCUGUCACUGCAGGAGAAAUUGAGAUCAGGAGAGACCUGAAAUCCUGUGAUAACUUUAUACCCAUCAGAGAUUACGUUAGUCCCAUUGCCCUCAUUAAAGGCUUGAAUGCACCAUUAUCCACCCUGAUAAGUAGCAAGCAGCAUUGUCAAUAUACAAUUGACCUGAAGAAAAGGCAUGUUUCUGCAGCAGUCUGCACUGAGAAACACUUGUUCCUGCCUUCUUCAUACAAGAAUGAGUACGGCAUGAUGGCAACAGUGAAACAGAUUCUGAGAAUUGAAGACACCCCGAGAAUCAACAACAGAGAUAUGGAUGUCAGUGGCCUGAUACACAGAAGACUAUCCUUGGAGGGUGUUGAGACCAAGUCCUCCAAGCAUGGUGAUGCUGUUCUGAAAGUCCUCCAGGAACUGCAGAAACUGUCAGUCACCCAGCAGAACCAGAAAAGAGCCAGCCUCUUCUACAGAUUUGUAACAGGACUGAGGGCCUUGCACAAUGAAACUCUAGGUCCCCUGGUGCCAAAGUUGAUGGAAACUUCCAGUUCCAUCACAGUGCAGGCUCUGACUCAGUGUGGUACCCCUGAAUGCUUUGGAGCUAUCCUCCAGAUACUGAGGACUGGCAACGUUGAUCCACUUAUAACAGAUGCCAUCACAUACAGCUUGGGACUACUGUCUCCUCCAUCUAAAAAGAGGAUACAGGAACUCCUUCACAUGGCCCAGUAUCACCAAAGUCGAGCAACUUUUUAUGCCUUGAGCCAUGCGGUGAAUCGAUUCUACAAUGAAAUAGGCCCUCAGACAAAAGAAAUAAAUGACGUUGGAAAUUUUAUGAUAUCAAUGAUUGGCAAUGAAUGUUCCAAGGAUGAUGAACUCACUUACCUGGCCCUGAAGGCUAUUGGCAAUAUGGGAAAAGCACUGAAUGAGAAUGCCAAUGUGAAACAUUAUCUAAAAAUAUGCAUUAGAAGUAAUGUUGCAUCUCCUGAAGUCCAGAAAGCAGCUAUCCAGGCACUGAGGAAAAUGAGUAUUACUGAGGAGGACCAAGCACUUCUUGUUAAAGUUUUCCAGGAAGCCUCCUCUCCAGUUGAUAAACGGCUGGCAGCUUAUCUAAUGUUGAUGAGGAAUCCUUCCUCCUCAGACAUUUCCAAGGUCCUUAAAACUCUUCAUAGGGACAAGAAUGAACAAGUGAAAAGCUUCAUAGCCUCCCACAUUGCCAACACCUUAGAUUCUGAAGACCCAGUUACUAGACUGCUCAGAAACAAAAUUCAAGAAGCUAUCAAAAGAGACCAGCUUCCAACAGCCAGAGACUUCCGAAAAUUUUCACGAAACUACCAAGCAUUCAAGAGUCUAUUGACGCCUUGGUCCCUUAGUCCUAUUUCAGGAAAAUUGGUGGGAAAUCUGGUUUUUGAGCCAAAUAGCUAUUUACCUAGGGAAUCCAUGCUAAAAACAACACUACAGAUUUUUGGAGUGAAACGGACGGAUCUGUUUGAGAUUGGUUUGGAUGGGAAAAACUUUGAGCCUACAUUGGAAGCCAUGUUUGGACCAGAAGGGUUCUUUCCUGACAGUGCGACCAAAGCUUUGUACUGGGUUAAUGGCAAAGUACCUGAACAAAUCUCCCAAGUGCUCUCUACAUAUUUUGAAUUUACCAAGGAUGGAAAACAAGAUCAGGAUAUUAUGAAAGGAAUCAUGCUUAAUUUUGAGAAACUGGUCAAGGAAAUCAACACCAAAGAAUCACCUGAAGCUAAAGCCUAUCUCCGAAUCCUUGGGGAAGAGCUGGGCUACUUGAAACUCAGUGAUAUUAAGCUAUUGGGAAAUCUGAUUCUGAAAAGCCUGAAAACUCUGCAGACUGUGCCUGAGAAGAUUGUCCAGAUAGUGUCAAAGGGGACAGAGAACGAUCUCUUUGCACACUACAUCUUCAUGGACAAUGAAUUUGAGUUGCCAACUGGGGCAGGAUUGCAGCUACAGUUUGCUCUGUCUGGAGUAGCCACUCCAGGAAUGAAGGCCGGAGUGAAACUUUCACAGAGGAAUAUGCAAGCAGAACUGAUUGCUAAGCCAUCUAUGGCAGUUGAGUUUGUAACUCAUCUAGGAGUGUACAUGCCUGAGUUUGCUAGAAGUGGUGUAGAAAUGAACACCAACAUGUACCAUGAGUCUGGAAUUGAAACUCAUAUUGGGUUGAGAGCUGGACAGCUUAAAUUCACUAUUCCUGCACCAAAAACUCCAACCAAACUCUUCAGCCUCAGCAAUGUCUUGCACUUGAUCACUCCAACCCGGACUGAAGUGAUUCCUCCUCUGAUCGAGAACAGAGAGUCCCGGACAUCUUGUGCACGUUACUUCACUGGCCUUGACAUGUGUAUCAGGGUAGAAUAUUCCAAUGCAAGUUCCAUAGAAGCAGCACCUUAUUAUCCACUCACUGGGGAAACCAGAUAUGAAGUGGAACUCCAGCCAACAGGAGAAGUAAAGGAAUAUACUGCAAGUGUUAUCUAUGAACUAAAGAAAGAGGAGGAAGACUUGGUAGACACCAUGAAAUUCAUUGCUCAAGCUGAAGGUGUAAAGAGAAGUGAAUCUACCUUGACCUUCAGAUACAACCGAGGCAAACAGAUCCUUACCAGUGACCUUCAGAUUCCCAGUUUUGACAUUGAUUUUGGUACCAACUUCAGAAUUACUGAUUCUUCCACUGAUCGGAGGAAAGCAUAUGCUUUUAUCUUAGACAUAAACAACAAGAAGAUUCCUGAAGUUACUCUUACAGGACGUGUAGGAUAUCAUGCUGGGAGAGAGUCAUCAGUGGAAGCUUCAAUCUCUAUUCCUCGCUUGCAGACUCAAGCUAAAACAGAUGUAUCACUGCUGCAACAGUCUAAUGGAAUGAUGUUUCAGAUUGACUCUUCAGCCACAGCUCAUGGCUCUUCAGUUUCAGAGAGAAUUGUUUUGAGAUAUGAUGAUGAAAAACUUGAAGUACAGUGGAAUUCUGGCACAAGUGCUGCCCUGAAGAAAAUGUCUGGUAAACUGCCUAUAGACUUAGAUGCCUAUUCCAAGACUUUGCAGAAGCAAGCCAGUGAACUGCUGGACCACAAAGUUGCCAAUACAGACAUGACACUCCGACAUAUUAUUUCACAUUUUAUAACAGCAACUAAUACUUGGCUACAUCAAGCAUCCAGAGAUGUCCCUUAUGCCCAACAUUUAAAGAAUAAAUUAAGUGGACUUCAGGAGCUAAAUCUUCAGAACAUGGACAUCAUCAGCAUUCCUGAACAACUUUUCUGGAGAAGUGAUGGCCAGAUUAAGUACACUUGGAACAAGGAAAGUGCUGUUUUCACCAUCCCAGUGCCUUUUGGUGGCCGAUCAUCCUAUGACCUAAGAAUGCCCCAGACUGUAAGAACACCUCCAUUGGUGAUGGAAUCAUUGGGAAUGAAGAUGCCUUCACAAGAGUACAGGGUUCCACCAUUCACCAUCCCAGAAUACUACACAAUGCGGGUCCCUUUACUAGGCACUUUUGAGAUCUCUUCUAAUGUGUACAGCAAUUACUACAACUGGUCAGGCUCCUACUCUUUGGCUAACACCACAAAGGAUGUCUAUAGCCUGAAAACAAGCUACUUCAUGAGAACUGAUUCUCUCUUGGAUCUACUUUCAUAUAAUACACAUGGUCAGGGAGAAGUCAUAAUUGACAAGGAUUUGUUCACCUGUGAUUAUGAAAACCUAUUGGAACACAGACUCCUCAAUUCAAAUUUUAAAUUCAGCAAAACAGACAAAAAUGGACUCACUCCCACUUCCAAAAAUAUCAUUGCAUUUAGGGCUUCCAGCCCACUUGGUGUUCAGUUUUCUACGUCUUACAAUGCAGAUUUCAAAUACAACAACAUGUUGCUUACUGGAGAAGGAAACCUGGAAAGCCAACUGAAUGUUGGUUCAGCCUUUGCAAAAGCCAGCUACACAGAGUCAAUGACCUAUGAUGAAAAUAGCCAUGUGGCAGCAGGGGAAUACAGCCUCAAGUUUGAUUCUUCAUUCCUUCAGGCUACUAAUCAGAUGACUGCGAGAUAUACUGAAGAUGAGUGGGCAAUGACCUCAGUCUCUAAUAUACAGAAUGGGUUUUUGACUAACACUGCUUCCUUAAAGUAUCAAAACAGCCAAUUGAUGUUGUCAUCUGAGACAGCAGGAAAACACAGGGACUAUACAGCUUUCAAUAAAUUUGACUUGACUCUACAGAAGCAGGGGAUUGCACUAAGCUCUGAGUAUCGAGCUGGUUGUACACAAGGCCAAGGCUAUGCUCUGAUUUCUGGCUCUGUUAAUAACCGAGGAGCUGAAUUGAUAAGCCACAUGUUGGCAAGAGGGGAAAGAAACAAAGCAGAGCACAAGUCUACAUUGAGUAUCAACCAAGAUGGACUAUCCAGCAGCGCAACAACAACACUGCAGUUUAGCCCACUGAUACUAGAGAAUGAAAUGAAUGCCCGUAUUGCCACCUCUGGGGCCACCAUGAAGAUCUAUACUAAUGGACGCUUUGGGAAACACCAUGCAAAAUUUGAUUUGGAUGGAAAAGCAUCUCUCACAGAAAUAGGGAUUGUAAGUGUCUGCCAGGGCAGCAUUUCAGAUGCAGACUGCAAGAAUACUUUUAACUUCAGAGUGAAUAAAGGAGGGCUGAAGUUCUCAAAUAACUUGAUAGGAUCUUACAAAGAAAUGAAGCUUGAACACACCCAUGACCUAAACAUUGUGGGCUUGACUUUGACUUACACUUCAAAUUUAGACCAUACCAUCAGCCCAGACAAGUCCCACAAACACCAUUUGGAUGUGCAGCUUCAGCCCUUUUCUAUCACAGCCAAUCUGAACAAUGACCUGAAAUAUGGUGGUGCUAAUGCAAACAACAAAGCCCGGCUGCAACUUGAGCCUCUAAAGGUAAAUCUGGAUGGCAAUGUGAAAGCUGGUUAUGGUGGCGAUGAAGUGAAACAUUCCUACACCUUCACCUAUGCAGAUUUGGCAUCACAUCUGAAGACUGACACAGUAGCAAACAUUCAAGGGGCAGCUCUUAUGCACAGAGUUAAUGUAGAUGUUGCAGGACUCUCCUCUUCAAUCACUGUCAAUAGUAACUGUAAUUCAAAAUUCUUAACAUUUUCUAAUGAAAUGCGAUCUGUUGUGGCUCCGUUUACUAUCACUGUUGACAUACAUACUAAUGGGGAUGGAAGACUCUUGGUCUUUGGCGAGCAGUCAGGGCAGCUGUACAGCAAAUUCCUACUAAAAGCAGAACCUCUUGCUUUCACCUUUUCCCACCUUUAUAAAGGAUCCACUGACCACAACUUAGGUUCUGGGAAGAGAUACAACACAUUACUUGAUAACAAAGUUGUUGUCCUUUUUACACCAUCAGAGCAAAGUAGCUCUUGGACAAUGAAGAGCCAACUGAACAAUAACGUGUACACCCAAGAUCUUAAUGCUUUUAACAAUGCUGAAAAAAUUGGGGUGGAAUUGAGUGGACAAACUUUAGCAGACCUCUCUGUACUGGACUUCCCUAUAAAUACACUAUUCACAGCUAAUGAAGGAAUCAACCUGAUUGACGUUUUUGAUUUAAGAGAAAAUAUAGCACAGCCUCAAGAAUUUGGCCUCUCUCUUUCUGUGAAGUAUGAUAAGAAUUCAGAUGUCCACGUCAUCAGUCUACCCUUCUUGGAAAAUUUGCCAGCUUAUUAUGAACAGUGGAGGAAUGCCAUCUUAGCUGCACUCAAAUCCAUUAAUAUGAACCUGAGAAACAUAAAUAUGGACCAGUACAUGAGAAAAUACAGAGCAACAUUAGAUAAGCUUUCCCAACAAGUGAAUGACUAUGUGAAUACUGUAAAUUUGGAAAGCACCGUGAAUAACCUACAAGAGAAAUUGGAUGCUUUCACAAAGGAUUAUAGCAUAACAGUGGAUGACCUUCAACUGGCUUUGGAAAGUGCUAAAAGGAGUCUUCAGGAAGCUUUGUCUCAGUUGCAAACAUUUCUGACAAAAGUUGACAACUAUAUUAUGGAGAAUUAUGACUUAAAGGCAGCUAUUGUACAACUUAUUGAACAAAUUAUUGAAAAAAUGAAAAUUAUAGACCAACAAUACAAAAUCAGCACACAAAUAAUUGACACUAUUCAACAACUACAAUCUGCUGUCUCUCAGUAUGACCCUAGUCAAAUAGGAAGCAGUGCUGCAGCUUGGAUUCAAAAUAUAGACACUGAGUACAAGAUCAAAGCUCAACUGCAAGAGAUACUAGACCAACUGAAAAGACAGAUUCAAAGUAUAGAUGCCCAAAGUCUUGCAGAAAGUUUGAAGCAACAGGUGGAGGCAAUUGACAUCAGAAACCUUGUAGAGAAGCUGAAAGUGUCCUUGCCACUUGAAAGAAUUAAUGAUGUUCUUGAACAAAUCAAAGAUAUGAUUCUUAAUUUUUUGGAGGAUUAUGAAGUGUCUGAGAAGAUAAAUGUCAUUCGAGCCAAAAUGCAUGAACUUAUGGUAAAUUAUAAAGUUGAUCAACGAAUGAAAGCUUUAAUGGAGAAGUUUAUUGAUUUCUCUAACCAACAGAAAAUCAAAGAAACCAUCCAGAAAUUAACCCUCUCACUGAGAAAAAUAGACAUUAAAUCCAUCUUCAGUCAAGUACUGAAAUUCAUUGAUGGCACAAUUAAGCAGCUCCAAACAUAUGAUUACGAAUUUCUAUUAAAUGAUAUCAACAAUCGUCUUGAGGUUCUCAUAAACAAGCUAAGGGUCUUUGACUACAAUAGAUUUGUUGAUGAAGCAAACAUUAAAAUACGAGAAGCAUCCCAGAAAAUAAAUGAUGAAAUCAGGGCGUUAGAGUUACCACAGAAAAUGGAAGCUACAAAACGCUACGUUAGAGAGGUCAGUGCUAUGGUUUCUCAGUAUAUUGAAGAAUUAAAAGAGACUAGACUUUCUGUACUUGUUAACUGGUUCAACAAUCUCCUAAGCUCUACUGUAAUAAAUGAACUGAGGAUUAAGGUCUGUGAUUAUCUGAAAGAUGCACGUGACCGAAUUUAUCAAAUGGACAUUGCAAUGGAAUGUCAGAGAUACCUUGAAAAAGCAAGUCAGCUGUACAAUACCAUAAUUACCUACCUAGCUGAUCAGUGGCAUACUGCCUCAAAGAAGAUUACUCAUUUAGCUGAGCAGUACAAUAUCAAAAAUAUGGCUGACAGUCUGAACCAAUUUGUUGAAACUGGUUUUAAAAUUCCUGAAAUCAGGACAGGUGUAAUCAACAUACCUGCUUUUGAAGUCAGCCUUCGUGCCCUACGAGAAGCAACAUUUCAAACUCCAGAUUUUAUUAUUCCAUUAACUGACCUACGUGUUCCUUCUUAUCAUAUAAACUUCAAGAAAUUAAAGGAAAUCAGAAUUCCAACAAGAUUUAAAACCCCUGAAUUUACCAUUCUAAAUACUUUUAUGAUUCCCUCCUAUACAGUUGAUUUGAAUGAACUCAAACUGAAGCUUGUGAAGACAAUAGACCAAAUAAUAACAAGUGACUUUCGGCUGCCACCAAUUGAUGUAUAUUUCCAUGAUCUGAAGAUGCAAGAUAUGUAUUUUUCUGACUUUUCUUUCCCAGAGAUGAAUUUGCCUGAGCUGCAGAUACCUGAAUUUGUCAUCCCAAAGCUGAAUUUGAAUGAUUUCCAGUUUCCAGAUGUGCAGAUUCCAGAAUUCCAGUUGCCACGUAUUCCACACUCUGUGACUGCUCCUACUUUUGGAAAACUAUCUGGUGCCUUCAGAAUUGCUUCUCCUUUAUUCACGUUGACCACUAAUGCUGCUUUCCAGAAUGUAACAGCUUUUGACCACAGCCCAGAAUUUGUGGCUUCUGUCUCAGCGAUAGCAACGUCCAAAAUCAACUCCCUUGCUUUCACCAUAACUGCUGAUACACACCUCUUGGCUCCUGAAAUGCAGCGGUUAAUCCUAAGAGACAAUUUCAAGUUCUCCCAUGUCUACCUUAAAGCUGAUCAUACAGGUGAAAUAAUAUUUUCAGGAACAUCUGUUGAUGGUAAUGCUGAAACAACAGCAAACCUCCGCAGUGCACGAAAUGCUGUAGUUCUUCACAACAAGUUGACACUCAAUGUGCAGAAGAAAAUUUCCAUGGAGAGCAAGACAACAUACACACACAGACUAAAUUUCCCACAUAUCCUGUUCACCAGCCAAGCUGAAUUAAGCAAUGAGAUAAAAACAGCCUUGGAAGCAGGUCGCAUAUCACUUACUUCUAUUGGUGAAGGAAACUGGAAAUGGGCUACUUAUGAUUAUUCUGAUGAAGGAACUCAUGAAUCAAGUAUCAGUUUCACAGUAGGGGGAUCUGUAGCAGCAUUAGUGGCAGAAAGCAGGAUAAAUGAUAAGUACUUGAAAGCAAAGCAAAGACUGGAAUAUGAAUAUAAUUUACCUAGUUCUGUGAGGUUGCAGGUUGAGUCUGCAGUGGAAUCUCCACAAGUCGGACGUAGUGCCCUAAACAUACAAGGCACAGGGAAUCUUGCAGAUAUGAAGAUGGAAGUAACUGGCACACACAAUGCUAAGAUGAAUGGAUACAUCUCCGGGACUCUGAAUAAUGAUGUGGCUUUCCUGGUAAAGCCCUUUGAAAUGAGUGCAUCAACAAAUAAUGAUGCAAAUGUAAAAGUUAGUUUCCCACUGAAAAUUGUUGGCAAGAUUGAGUUUCUGAAUAACUAUGGCCUGAUGCUGAGUCCCUCCACUCAACAAGUCAGCUGGAUAGCUGAGGGCAGAUUUAACCAAUACAGGUAUGCCCACAACAUGUCUGCUAACAACAAUGAAGAUAGCAUUGGAGCUUUUCUGUCUAUGAAUGGUGAUGCUAACUUGGAAUUCCUAAAAAUACCCAUCUCAUUUCCUGAACAAUCUGUCCCCUAUGUUGGCAUCCGAACACCUCAAGUGCAAGAAUAUUCUCUGUGGGAGGAAACAGGGCUGAAGAAUUUACUGAAAACCACAAAACAAUCAUUUGACUUAAAUGUAAAAGCUCAGUACAAGAAAAACAAAGAUACACACUCAUUUCAAAUUCCUUUAGAUGGAGUGCAUAGAGCUAUCAAUGACUACAUUGUGAUCUUCAACAAGCAUUUUGAGAGCGGUCGGGACAACACCUUAUCUUUCCUGACAGAAUCAUAUAACCAAGCCAAGACCAAGUUUGACAAAUACAAAGUGGAUAAUUCAGUGAGUCAAGUCCCACAGAUCUUCAGGAUUCCAGGGUAUACUAUUCCAGUAGUCAAUAUUGAGGUCUCUCCUUUCACAGCUGAGCUUCCAGCCUUUGGCUAUGUGAUCCCCAAAGAAAUGAGCACCCCAAGUUUCACUGUCCCACUUGUUGGCUUUUCAGUGCCAUCAUAUACAUUAGUCCUUCCAUCGUUGGAGCUGCCAGUCCUUCGUGUUCCCCAAGGUCUGAAGACACUUAAGCUUCCCAGCUAUCGAACACACACACCAUCCAACAGGAUCUACAUUCCAGCCUUAGGAAAUAUUACUUAUGAAUUUUCAUUUAAAUCUAGCGUGAUUACUCUGAACACAAAUGCAGGGUUUUUUAACCAAUCCGAUAUUGUUGCUCGCUUGAGCUCAUCUUCUACCUCUGUAAUUGAUGCCCUGCAGUAUAAAUUGGAUGGAACAACCAGUCUUACAAGGAAGAGAGGGUUGAAGCUAGCGACUGCAUUAUCCCUGAAUCAUAAAUUCAUAGAAGGCAACCAUGACAGCACCAUCAGUCUCACAAAGAGAAACAUAGAAGCAUCAGUGAUAACCACAGCAAAACUUGAUAUCCCUGGCUUAAAAGUAAAUUUUGGACAGGAACUUAAGGGAAAUGCUAAAUCAAAACCAAUAGUUACAUCAGCUAUUAAUUUAAAUUAUGAUUUUGAUACUGUUGGUGCCAGUGCUAAAGGAGCAGUUGUCCACAAGGUCACUCUAGAAAGCAUUAUAUCUUACAUAUCUGUGGAUACUUCAACCAAUGGUUUUAUCAAUGGAGCAUUUUAUACAGGGACUCCAUUUUCUGGAAACCUGGUUCAUGAGGCAAAUGCCUACCUAAAUGCUAAAGCUGUUCGAUCCUCAGUCAGGUUUGAGACUAAUUCUAAAGUUGAUGGAAUGUGGAAUUUUGAUAUGAGAGAAAAUGUUGCCAUUGAAGCAUCUAACCAGCGUCUUUAUGCAUUAUGGGACCACAAUGGAGAAAAUAAUCUACACUACCAUCCAUUUUUUUCAACUAAAGGAAAUCAGAAUUGCAAAGUAACUUUUGAAUUAGGUUCAGCAGGUGUGUCAGCUGUUGUUCAGAUACAAGCUGCCCAACCAAAUGAUUUAUUUGGUGCAACUUCAGCUAAUCAAGCCUUUUUGAUGACCCUCAAUAAUGGAAAUCAGAGGAUUAGCUGGACAAGUGAAAACCAAUUCCACUCUCUGUUCCUUGGACAUGACUUACAGUUAACAAAUAACAACACAGUUGCCCAAUUCACCACAUCAGGGUCUUUGGGAGGACACAUGGAUUUCCUCAAACACGUUAUGUUGCCAGUUUAUGACAGAAGCUUAUGGCACAUCUUGAAAUUAGAUCUCACCACUAGUGCUGAAGGUAGGCAGUACCUCAAUGUAUCAACAGCUGUAGCAUAUACAAAAAAUGAAGAUGGGUAUUUUAUCCCCAUAAAUGUGAACCAAUUGCCAACUCUGCAAAUUCCAUCUUACACCAUUGACCUACGUACAAUUGAAGUCCCCAAAACACUGUUCACCAUGCCAUUUGACAUCAGAUUACCUUCUCUGCCAAAAAUACAGUUUCCACAAUUAGAUAUCAUAACAAACUAUGUUAACUUAGAAGAUUAUAAAAUUCCCUACUUUGAGUUAAAUGUACCAGAGUACAUAUUGAAAGUGUCCCAAUCUACUCUUCCAAAGUCAUUGUCCUUUGGCGAUAUCACUGUGGACCUUAAUGCUGUAGCCAAUAAGAUAGCUGACUUUGACCUGCCUACAAUUACAAUUCCUGAGCAGCAGAUUGAAAUCCCAGCCUUCAAAAUUGCUUUGCCUGCUGGAAUUUACAUCCCCAAAUUUGGAGCUUUAGCUGGUUCUUUGGAGCUUGCGUCUCCAUUAUACAGUACUGCCUGGAAAAUGGAUUUCAAGAACCAAGGGAACUCUUUUGAACAUUCCGUUGAUUUUACUGCAAAUUCACCACUACAAUUUCUGGAGUAUGAUCUAGAUGUUUUGUUUACCUGCUUCUAUCAAGGGAAUAUCUUUAAAGGAAAUACUAAAAGCACCUUUGCUCAUCGUGAUCUGAGUGCAGAAUAUAACGAAGUGCUAAUUGCAAAAGGAUACAGAAUCCUAGAACACAAAGCAUCUCUGGAUAUCACCAGUCCAACAUUCACUGAUCUUCAAGUGCGUUACCAGGGAGGUGAAUCAACAAUUGCUACAUCAGUAUCUUCUUCAUCAGCUGGCACCCUUGGCCUCCUUAUUGAUCAGGACAGCGAUAUUCUCAGGAGCAAGAUUUUCUAUCGAUCUCAGUCAAACCCCAAGAACGACAUUGAUAUCUUAAAAAGUGAGAUAUCGUUCAAAAAUCCUGAACUGAUCCAAAUCAAGGCCAACUGGAAGGAGGAUGGUGUGAAUGACUUGCUCCAAGGUUUGAAAGAGAGAGUCCCUAAAAUGGCCAAUGCUUUGUACCUUGCUGUUGACAAGUACCACCAGGAGCAUACAGGAAUGGAGAUCCGUGCUGCAGCCUUAAAGCUCAAGGACAACAUGAGACAUAAUGCAGAUACAGCUUAUAAAAACACUUUAAAUGGCAUCAAUGAACUGGAGCAACAGCUUCAUCUAGCAACUAACCAAGCCACAGGGAAAUAUGAAAUUAUGAGGAAAAGAGCCAAAAAGUUAUAUUAUGAUGCUGCAGAUCAAGCCCACCAGAUGGACUACGAACAAAUCAGAGCCAGAAUUUUUGAUGCUACAAUGGAGACAGUAGCAGAAUACAAUAAAAGAGUAAAGCAUCUUAUUGACUCUGCCAUUGAAUUCUUGAAGGUAACAAGAUUCCAAGUACCGGGAGUGGCUGAGAAGCAUACUGGUGAAGAACUUUUUGUGAUGGCCACUGAAAAGUUAAGAGAAGCUGUAGAUGUCUGUAUUACAAGAAUACAAGAAUAUUUUGAUGCUUUCAUUGCAUUUGUCAAUGAGCUGGAGGUUAAAAUUCCAGCUUCUAGCCAGAUCAUUAAAGGUAGUUUUAUACUUGAUGAAAUCAGAGAAUUUUUAACACAUGUGCAAAAGAAAGUCAGUCAGUUAUUUGUUGGGCUCCAAGAAAUUGACUUUGCACAACAUCUAAGAGAUCUAAAAGAGGUAGUUCAGCAAGUCUUCCAAAAAAUGGAAGAGCUAAUCAGAAAUCUACAAGCACAAAACUAUGAAUAUGUAAAUGUCCAGAUAAAACAACUGUUCACAAAGGUUCUACAAGGAAUGAAAAGCUUAGCAGAAGAUGGAAAGUAUUUGGCUCCUCGUGUUGAAAACUUCAUCCAAAAUGUUGUGCAGCCUUGUUUCAGUAAGGGAGAAGAACUUCUGCAAAGUAUGAAAGACCUGCGGGAGGAAUAUUUUGACCCAAGCAUAGUUGGAUGGUCUGUUAAAUAUUAUGAAGUGGAAGAGAAAGUAUUGGCUUGGCUGAAGAGUUUUAUCAAUGCUGUGAUAGAAUGGCACACAAAAUACGUUAGUGAUUCAGCUGACAUGAUUGCACGUCUGGCCGAUCAAGCAAAAGCAUUUGUAGAUAACCAUGGACAGAUCACUGAGCUCUCCAAAUCUGCUCAAGACAAAAUCCUGUAUUGGUCUGAAACUGCAAAGAAGAGUGCUGCUGAACAAAACAAGCAAGUCAAGGAAAAGCUGCAGGAGGCAUAUGAACACCUUUCUGAUUCCUAUGAGAGGCUCAUAACUGCGACCAAAAGAUUGAUUGACCUGGCAAUAGAAAAUUAUGUUGCAUUCUUCCAAUAUUUCCAGCAAGUUCUGAAUCAGUUUGAGGAAGCAGCAGCUGAUAACCUGAGGCCUUAUAUAAUUGUUCGUCAAGGAGAGCUCAGAAUAGACAUACCAAAACCAUUUGACUUGCCCUCUGCUAACUCCCUUUAUCAGCCUCCCCAGUUAAGAGAGGAUGAUCUCCACAAGAAUGAACUGAUUCAGCAAGGCAUUGAUCCAAACUCACACACACAAAAAUGGGAAGAGCGCCUGAGUUUCAUUGAUCUGCAGAUUCAUGCUGGGCAACUGACCUUGCAACAGAUCAAACAAGAUGUACAGAACCCUGUACAAUCUUGAAUGGACAAGCAGAAGGAAAGAUUUGAACAAUUUUUUUAAAAAACAAGCAAGCAAGCACCCUAUUUAAAGCCAGCAAUCCAGCAGCUAUUGUUUUUGGGAUAUCAGGAAGUUAUUCAUUUGAAUUUGGUAUUUGUGAAAAAGAAAAGAAAAAGAAAAAUGAAUAAUCUGCAAGUUAGUUUAAUGCUCUGCAAAAGCCAAUAAAUGAAUUCUUCAUGA